UAACUGGUGUAAAUGUAGACUUAAUUCACCGCUUUAAAAUUAUAUUAAAUACUAUAAAUAGUAGUAAAAAUAUAGAUGUUGGUAAAUUCCAUACGUAUUGCAUGGACACUGCAAAAUUAUAUGUAGAGCUUUAUGGCUGGUACUACAUGCCCAUCACUGUGCAUAAAGUUCUCAUUCACGGCAGCAAAAUGGUAUCUGAGGCUAUAUUGCCAAUAGGAAUGUUAUCCGAAGAAGCGCAAGAAGCAAUGAAUAAGGAGUAUAGAAACUGUAGGCUAUUCCAUUCUCGUAAAAAUUCACGUAUUUCUACGAAUGAAGAUUUACAGAUAAAUAAAAACUCGCAAGUACAAUCGAAGAGCAUCAACGGCGAACGCAAGCGCUGGAUCCACGAUCCCACAAGUGACCUUUGUCGGCCGUUAAAUUGCAAAAAACGUGAAAUUUGCCUGUUGGAGGAUGAGUACAGCGCAGUGUGCGUUUCGAAGCGUGACUUACACAAGAAUCGUGAUGAAAUAAUCACGAAAGCCAAGUACUUGGAAGAGGAGGCGGCUAAGCGACGCGCAAACAAGGACAUCACCAACCACAACAAUAACAACAAUAACGACAAUGACAAUGAUGAUGAGGAUGCAAAGAAUUUUAGCUCCGAUGAGGAUUCCCGUGAGGACGAUGUCUUUUAUGAGAACAACAACACAGCCGGCGAUAAGGACGACGACGAGGAUGAAGACAAUUGUAAGCCCUGCCCGGUGGCUAAGCCAACUUUCUUAUGCGGCGCCGACAACCGUACAUACUCAUCGCUAUGCAGAUUGGAUUACCACAACUGCAUACAUUCAACAAUCAUAAGGAUAGCCUGCAAGGGAUUCUGUCCAUGCAAGGAAAAUACCGAUGGUAAACGCUUGCAGCGUUUGAAUGAGCGCCAGAGCGCUUUCAAUGCCAAAUAUAAGAAGACAAUUGAACAACAACAGCAGCAGCAACAACAACAGCAGAAACAACAAAUGCAACAACAACUCAUGUACAAGGACAACAGCAAUAGUAAUAAUAUUUUGGGCAACUCGAACGAUAAUUUGGACAACACUUUGAAUAGCAACAAUUUUAAUGCUAUUAUGGAUGAUAAGGAUGAUAACAAUCGGCAUUACAAUCACAUAAAUUCGCAAUUCACAUUCACACCGGAGGAAAUCAAAUACGAUAAUAAACACUAUAAGUACCUCAAGUAUACCGCCUACAAGAAGGACAGCCAAUAUCCAGAGGAUAAACAUAAAAUUCGUGGUUAUAAUGAGGUUAUCGAGAAACCACAAAAAUACAACAAAAAUAGCCUGAACAAUGGUUUCCCAUCCAAAUCGCCCGAAUGUAAACCACAACAGCUGACCGCUAUCGGCAAUCGCCUGCUUGAUUGGUUUUCUGUCAUAAUGGCUGACAGCAAGAAACGCCGUCAGCAUAGCCAAAAAUCGAAGGCGCAUUUCCCACCCGCUUGCAAGACCGAAGCUAAAUGGAUGUUUGGUCAUUUGGAUUUGAACAACGAUGGCUAUUUGUCGCUACAGGAAAUGUACGAUUUGGAACAUGAUCAGAAUGAGCGCUGCAUUAAACCAUUCAUCGAUACUUGCGAUCUUGAUCAGGACAAUUCGAUUAAUACGCGCGAAUGGUGCCGUUGCUUCGAGAAGACCGAUCGCCCAUGCGCCGCGGUUCGACGAAGAAUCGCUGGCGACUUUGCAGGCGCCUAUGCACCGGAUUGCGAUGUUCAGGGCUUCUAUAAGCCUACCCAGUGUCACAACUCCGUCGGCGUAUGCUGGUGUGUGGACAAGCAUGGAGUCGAAUUCGCCAACACACGCACCCGAGGCAAACCCAACUGUGAGUCUGUUGUGAAUAAUGCCUCAUCGCUCACCUCCGACGAUGAAGAUGAGGAUACCGACGACGAUGACAGUGCGGAAGGAAGUGCCGAUCAAAUGCUGGUAUUCUAAGCGAAAUAAAACUUAAUGGUGGCAGAGUUUUGAAAAAAAAAAACGCUCAACAGCAGGAAUGAUUUGGAGCAGAUAAAUUGGGAUUUCUUAUACAUACAUACAUACAUAUGUGUGUAUGUAUGUAGCCAAAAGCGACCGAACAACGAGUGCAAGAGGUGAAGCAACACCAGAGUGUUAAGUAAGAAAUGAUAUCUCAAACUUAUGAUUUUCAUUUACUUAAAGCAUUACUUUACACAAGUAAAAAUAUACAACAUACAUAUAUUUAAAGCAAACAGCUACAUUUACAUAAGUACAUACAUACACAUAUAUAAUAAAACAAAGAAGAAGAAGAAGAGCAAGACGAACAAGCAUUGAUGUAGAGUCAAGUAACCUUUGUAUUUACAUAAAAACGCGUAGAGAAUGCAAAACGAAAAAUAUGUAUAUGUAGGUAAUUAAAAGUGCUUGCGAUAAAAAAAAUUAACUUUAUAUUGAAAUUGAUUUUUAUAUAAAGAGAAACAGCAUAAGUAAAUAAAGAUGAAAAUUUAAACAAAAAACAAAUAGUUUAUUAGCUCAUUUUCUCACACUCAACCUCAGAUAACGUAAACUUUGUUUUCAAAUUUAUAUUGCUCGGUUUUCAUGCGCAGAUUUGCAUUCGGCUUACACUUUGAAUGCUGCCAUUGCAAAGUACAUAUUGUUAGUAUCUAAUAAGGAAUAAGUAGAAAAAUAGAAAAGAGCUGAUUAAAAGAAGUUUGCUGCAAUGCUUAUGCAGAUUUGCAAAAUUUAAGAAAUUUAAAUUAAAAAAUAUCCAGAAUCGAAUAGAAAUCGUAAAGAAUGUUAUUUUCAUUUUAAUAGAAAAGCAAAAACUGUCAGAAGGUAAAAGGCAAACAAGUGUGUAAACCUGCAAACAAAUAUAGUAAAUAAAUGCAUCAUACCUACAUACCUACACAUAUACACCUACACAUCGCCAGCGCCGGCGCCAGCUCCCCUACCAUUUAUACCAAUUCCAAAGAAAGGGAAAGCAAGCGCAAAAAAUAGCGAAGAAACGCAUCUACAUACAUACAUAGAUCCUGCUCGUAAUACGAUUAAUUUUCUUGAAUUGAAUUUUUAUGCCGUCAUUAGCUUAUAAGCUUAUAAAGUGUAGAAAAUUAGAGGAAAGCAAGUGAAAAAAGUUAAGAAUUAUAAGUAAAAAAAAACACACACCUACACACACCUAUUAAUAAAAGUCAAAAGUUACAGCAAAUUAGAGACUAAGAAGUUGGUUAUCACAUUCUCAAACACGUACAUAUGUACAUACAUAUAUAUGUAUACUCAUUUUAAAGUUUCGUACAUACAUACAUACAUAUCUAAUUGCAUAUGUAUGUAUGUACAUACAUAUAUGAUUCUAAUUUCUUUAGGUUUCACAUAAAUUAAUACUCUUCUUCGUCUGCUCAUUACAUAAUAUUAUGUAUCGUACACGCUAAAAUUCCGCCCAAUAAAUUUUGUGAUAAGUUUUUGAAAAUAAAAAA
Molecule: messenger RNA, 3430 nt
Organism: Rhagoletis pomonella (apple maggot)
Lineage: Eukaryota; Metazoa; Arthropoda; Insecta; Diptera; Tephritidae
Product: proteoglycan Cow-like
Exons: 12
Coding region: 102-1946 (614 amino acids)
Biological process (GO): establishment of protein localization to extracellular region
Molecular function (GO): protein binding; calcium ion binding
Source: RefSeq, a predicted model, not a curated record